AUGGGAAUAUCCAAAGUGUGCUGUCGAUGUUCUACAGAACCAAAUUCAGAAGUUCGAACUCCAGUUCUCCGACGUUUUUCCUGUGGAGUAGGAAGCGUAUUGAAUGAAAUCCAAAGCCGGCUUAUUUCGUUCCGUCUAGUUUUCUUCAUGAAUGUCGUAGGACUCUCCGCGACUGAAGCUGGCGUGCUGGCACUAUACGGGAAGAUUUCCCAGGCCCCAGCCACACCUCUUUGCACGUUUUUGGAAGAACGAAUUAAGAUCCCAUUUUUGUCCCGAAAACUCGGAAGAAGAAAGUCUUGGCAUUUCAUUGGAACAAUGCUGUUAACAAUCGUCCUACCACUCUACUUUGGACCUUGUUUUCCUUGUAAGAGUGAUGGUGGACAUUGGCAACUGAUGGUGUACAUUCUGACAUUGAGCACAGUUCUGUCAACUAGCGUUAGCUUGAUAGAACUUGGACAUCUGACGCUCAUUCCUAUUAUUGCAAAGAAUCAAGAAGAGGCCAUUGAACUGAAUGCAUUGAGGUUUGUUUUCCCUUAACCUGCUGUUCAAAUUCACUUUCAAUUUAUAAAAUUUAAUGUACGUUUCUACAUAUGAAUUAAAGCUCUUGCAGAGGUAAGCUCAGAGAUUAUAUUCGUUAUUAGAGAGAUGCAACAACUAAAGGCAUUUAACCUUGCCGCCUGUUAGUAAACUAAAAUUGCAAUCGACCCGCUCUCUGUCGAAUGGUCUUCCCCAUGUAGUGAUCACUUACUAAAGUCAGUUGGACAAAAUUAUCAAGGGAUCAAUGCGAAUAAAACCUACACUAACCGCUUAUUAAAGGGACAGUGUCCCGAUUAUGCGCACGCGCGAGCGUCAUCUGUUUUUUCUUCAAAAGACAAUAGAACUGUCAUAUUGACUCGACAAGAUUUCCUUCCGGGCCGCACCGCCGACGGAGAUUUGUUGUUUAUAUUCUCAAGUAAUAUUUUAGACUUUCGAAGAAGUCUUUCGUCUUAUUUAAAAUUUGGCUCGCGGCACGAAGACUCAUCGCGAUUUUAUCACUAGCGGGGCCGCCUCGCGACCCGAAAAUCUCUUUCCGCUCGCUUUAAAACAGAUUUUCUAUUGUGAAACUCGUGUCAGAGGUCAGUUGUUCUAAGUCCAGUAAUAUCUGCCUGGUUCUAGCCUCAAAUGUUUGAAAGACAUAAAUAAAAAUGCAAUCUCAAGGCUAUGAAUCAUCGCAAAGAUCAGUCAAAAAUUAUAUUAUGAUUUUAUGAAACUAGUUUUUCUAAACCUGUAACGCCUGUUUGUUUGAUUUUGUCGGCCGUAGGGAGAUUCAUUUAAAAGUUUACUAACGCGUCGUUGCAAAACAUUCCACAAGAUCUCCACAGUCACAUCAAUGUCUCAAUGGUUUCUUUUUUACAGUCUUUGUUGUUGCUGUUUCAUUUCUUUGUAUUCCUUUCACAAUUAUCUGAGCCUGUAUGGAAGCUAGCAGAAGAAAUAAGCCUUCAAUCGGCAUCAAAGCGCCUCCCAUCUUCUGGUCCUCCGGCCAACGGUAAUAAAAGUAACGCCAAAAGAUCCAGAUUUCGCCCAAAUUGAAACUUAACAGGAACAAUAUAUCAUUGAUCUGUAAUCCUGAGAAGUUUUAGUGUAGUAUUGAACUCGGCCAAGCGCGAUGCAAACGGAUUUUUCAAGGUUCUCUUACUCUCCUCGCAUCUUUUGAAUUCGCGACAUCCUGUCCAAAAAUCAAAGUUUGGUGCAUGCGCAGUAACGGGAUACUGUUCCUUUAAUAAGCUCUAGUGAUUAUUACAAAAUUUCUCUUUAUAUCAUUGAUGAUUUACAAUAGCGUGUUUUCAUUCACGUGGCCAGCAGCAAUGUAAAUUUGUUGGAACAAGACAAAGUUUUUACAUAAGAAAAAGGUUCAUUUAAAAAAAAAAAAAACACGUCUCAUUGCUUUGGAGUAGCAAUAUGGCGGACGUGACGUCAUGUAAAAACGCUCUAUCAUACACGGGUGAUGGUCAAAUAAGGACAUUAUUGCCCGGGAACAUUUCUUACCAUAAUUUAACAAAUUCUCUCCCCUGACGUUUCCUAAAGAAACGUAUGGGACAAGAAAGAAGAUUUUCUUUGUAUUUGAAUAUAUUGGGUUAUAAAGAUUUAAUAGAGGUUAGCUGGACCUCAACAAGUUUAUCUUUUUUUACUGUGGCGUACCUAACAUAUGAUGGUAUAGUUCUAACCGGAUUUUUGAAAACGUUACUGCCAAUUGGAAAUUAAAUGCACCUUUCUCCAAAGUAGCCAUUUUUAAAACUAAGAGUGUAAAACCAUUGCUUUUUAUCUUCUCCUCCUUUCCUCCUUCUCGCACACAGUUUCCUUUUCUCCUUUCCUUUUGGUGUGAUUUUGCAGCUUAUCGGGUCCAAUUCCAAAAAAAGCCUACCUUUUGACGCCUUUUAGCUCAUGACUGCAACUUUUGCUAGGUUGGUUUUCAAAAAAUCAUCUAGAGUUAUAUAAAUGUAAUUCUCCCAAUCACCUCCUCCUCCCUUCCUCUUAACUUCCGACUCAUAUGUAUAGCAUUUACGAUGAUUUAUCACGUUUUGAUACAAUAUUUAUGUCAUAUCAUGUGGUUGAUUUACAGGACAAUGUUUCAGUUCUUGGGUGGGGUCGCUACUUACCUUGUCGCUUGGGCAAUUUUGGGGCAGGACAGUGCCAGCCAAAUUACAGCAGAGAGCUCCAUGGGCUUUAUGGUAAAACUUGUUUAAUUUAAUUUUAAAACAUCAAAAGCACCUCAAAGCUAAGCCAAACAUGAAUUGUAUUUCUUUCCUUUCGUAGGUUUUGACACUUAUCAUGGUGGGAGUAGGUUUUAUUCUCUCUAUGAUAUUUCAUGCUGGAACCAAAGAGCCUCCGAAAGUAGUUGUCAACGGGCAGUCAACCAAAAGUGAAGCUAUGGUAAUGAUGAACCUCUAUUUUAGCGACCAAUCAAUAUCCAUCAUUCUUUAAAAUAUCUUAAAAAUACGGUUAUUUAAUUUAUAAUUGUUGGAGAGCUGUUAUCCAUUUCAAGCAAAUGUGCUGAUAUCUAUUUAAAUCUAAAAUUCCUUUGUUAUUUCAAUAAAUUAUGGAAUGUUGUUUUUUAUUAUUUUUUUUUUUCAGAGCAAGUCUUCUUUUGUUUCUCCAUCAUACCCCAGUUUACAGUCGAUGACAUACGUGAAAACAGGUGCGCAUGCGCAUUUAAUUUAACCCAUACGUGCGAAAUUAGUGGUAUGUACAUCUGUCUGAUUUCGUUAAAACGUGGCCACUGGGUUUUCGCCUGGCGCCGGGCGCAGCCCGGCUCCAGGCCAGUCCGGUGGCCAAAAAUGUAGGGAGCCUGACGUCUUGGUCAGUAAGCUGGAUAGCCCAGGGACUGCCCUAACAGUGGGUGGGUGGAUCAGGCCUUGGGGUCAAAACUAGUGGGGUAAGGAGGGGGCCGUAUUGACACAACUCCUUCAGUAAUUAUAAGCAACAGUGUUCAGUACGUGCAGGCUUUGACUGGCGAGUACCUUGGUCUUAAUUUGCCCUAGCCAGCUGAAUCAGACCUCUGCUGAGAAUGAUUAUCAUGAUAAUUGCAGAGCUCAUCAGUGGGAGGAGCAGACAGUCACCCAUUGUCCUGGGUGGGGAGGGUCAAAGUCAUGGUACCAAGGACGCACUAAGCAUAGGGCCUUUAGACACUCACUGAAGCCAUGUUUUCAUAAAUCCAGUCAGACAUACGGGUUAUUCGAUAAUACUUUCUUGACCAAAAUUGCAUGAAAACUGUUCUGUGUUGUUUUCGGGUUUCCAGCAACACCACGAACUAAUUAUUAAAACGCCUUAAUGAAUAUCCAAUCUACUUGUGUCAGCCGAAGUGACAUAUUAAUUUCUUAGCCCUAUAAAUUUACAACUUUUAAGAACUUCUGCACAGGUCACCAUUAUAAGUUUUCUAAUUAACCUGUAAAUGUUUCUUAUAAUAAAUAAAUAAAUAAACAGAACGGAAUCAUGAAAUUAAUUGCGAGCUGGAGUGACCAGAUUGCUCAAAUACAUUUUGUUUUACUCAUCAGAAGAGCCAUUUAAUUGGUAAAUAGUGUUUUAAAAAUGAACCUAAAAACUAUUAUUAUGCCAAUUUUUUCAUCACACUUUUUAAAAUCCAUUUCUGUUUUUUUUUUUUUUUCGAAUUGGCACUUAGACAUGAAGAAUGAAGCUGGUGAAGAUGAAUUUAGAGGGACGAUUUCCAAAGACUCUUUCGAUGAGAAUCGGAUUGAUGAUUCGACAGUGUUGAAGAUUGUCAAGGAGUUGCCACAAGAACGUAAGAUGAGCGUCGUUAUGAGUACAUCUUAUGAAUUGGCUGGAUUAAAGGAACAUUUGCCGAUUGUUGAAAAAGGAAGCUGGGGUCUUGAACCUACUGAAAUGAGCAAUUCCAACGAGAAAAUUUGUACAGAAGUGCAAAGCGAUCAAACCGAUAUAACUAAUGAGUCCUUUGGUAAUGACAACAAAGGCCUUGAUUUUAGUGAAACUGAAGUGAGUCCAUAUCAUCUUGACCAUGAGACCAGCAAGACAAGCAUCGGAGACGAUGGUCCCUUACCUCAAGCUAUAAGGAAUAACGAAAAGACUUUAGUUAUCUCAGAUGAUCCUGAAUCAGCUCCUCCAGUUACCCCUGCGCCAAAAACAGUGAGAGCCUGGCUUAGGGAUCCACGUCUUUACAUGGUAAUAAUAGUCUCUCUCUAAACAUCAAGAAUUGCUUUAAGUGUUUGGUUGUUUGUUUGUUUGCUUCUUUGUUUUUUUGUUGUUGUCGUUUUUUUAGUUUGUUUUAUGAAAGUUAUAAACCCCUUGUUAUUCUGGCCAUAUUUUCAAUCUACUUUUCUCGCAUGGUGCAAAUGUCAAAACCUCUUAACUGCUAACAUUAUACACUUAAUGUAAGAUCCCGAGGGAAACAGUUAGUUUUCUUUUCCCAAGAGUCCUGAUGUUUCCCUCGACUUCGUCUCGGGAAACAUCAGGACUCGAGAGAAAACAAAACUAACUGGUCUCCCGAGGGACCUGACAUUAAGUGUUUUGUUAUAUUUCUAGACUUUCACUUCAACAACAACAAAAGAAUAACCGGAGCGAACCAAAACUGUCGACUCGGUACUUAUAACAACACAAAUUUAAUUCUCAAAACCACUGAAUGAAUGAUUUACAAACAAAAGUACUUUCCUCAUAUUAUCUGCAUCUUUUUCCUCCACUAGCUGCUGUUUUUCUUCUGGGAACUUCUGGGAUAACUUUAAAAACCGUUGCUUUUUAGCUUGAGGCUUCGUUUUUGUGUUGUUGUGUUCAUUCACGAAAAAGAAAACUGGCUGGACCUGGCGGUGUUUGUCCCGCCUUCUGUCACACCACUUUCCACCAUGCUUUGAUCACGUGCUGCAAUGUAUCCCGAGCGGGAUACAUUGUUUAAUGUACCACGAUCGGGAUACAUUUGAUUUUAGUCAAGGCCACGUGACCAAGAAUCAACCAAUGGCAGUCCCUGUUUAGUUGAGUGAAAGUCUAGGAAUAUAACAAACAUGCUUAUUCUUUAUUCCAUUUCUUUCAGAUUAGAAAAUACCAAUCUUUACAGAAAUAGAUGGGAAUACCUAAAUUGAUAUUGUUCUUGUUUUUACAUAGGUGGCAGUAAUCUUCUCCUGUGCAAAGGUUUUGCAGGACGUUUGUUUUGCCUAUCUACCACUCUUUCUUAUUUACAGUGUGAAGUUUGAAAAGGUAUUUUAAUUAGUAAUACAGAUCCAAGUUUGAUAAUGCAUUCUUCCGAUCGAAACUUUUUGCGUUCUAUUACUUAUAGUGACGAGGGAUUGUCUUUAAAAUGAUUUACAACUUGGGAGUGCCCCUGGUGUAUUCUGGAAAUGUCGGGAUUUUGCAGUAUAUUACUUAGGCUAUCGUAUGGCAGAUUGUUGAAAAGUUCAUUGUCAUUUUCGACGCCUAGCUUUGUCAUAGUAGAUAGGGAUUUCUAACGGUUCAAGAUUAUAAUCAUGAUAAUGAUCAUCACCUCCACCACCACUACCACCACCACCACUACCACCACCACCACCACCACCACCACCACCCCCACCACCAUCAUCAUUAUCAUAAGUAUUUCAGUAUUAGCAUUCGCAUUCGCAUAAGCAUGAGCAUAGCAUCAUUAUCAUAACUAUAAUCAUUAUCAUUCAACGCCCCUCUGUUGGUGCAAAUUGUCGCUCGCUAAUGCGUACAUCUAAACUAGCCUAAUCCGAUUUGUUUCAAACUGCCUUAACUGAUAGUAGUUGCACAUAGCUUGCAUUGUGAAUGAGACACACCCUAAAGUAAAGAAACUUCUUAUUAAUAAAUUUGUCUUGACCUUUUUAGGAAGCCAUUGCUUAUCUGCCACUCAUCAUGUUGAUCACUGGAGCAGUCUCAUCAGGAAUUUCGAAAAAAUUCAUUGGAAAAGUUGGAGGCAAGGUAAGGCGAAUGAAAACCACCUUUGAUAAAAAAAGGGGGGGGGGAAGACUUACAAGCCUUAAUCCGUUAGACUGAUCAGCGCAGUUCUUUAAGAUAUUAAAGAAUGGAAAGGGAUGGGAUGGAUGAAAAUAAUAAAUGGAUGUAGGUGGCAAUUGUGUUAACCAUGAAUGAUUACUUUUUUUAAUUUAAUCUAUUUUUUAUCAUUUAGUGGUCAUUCUCCCUAUCUGCUGUAUUGGUAAUAGGAGUUGGAGUGUGGUUUUAUUUUAUCACCGAUUCCACUAAAGUGAUGACAUAUCCAGCUGUUGUUUUGCUUGGAUUUGGGUUUUCCAUUAUGAUCGUAAAUUCACUGAGCUUUGCAGCAGAACUUAUUGGAGACAACAAAGUGAGUUAAGUUACAAGUGAAUUUGGAAUGAUGUAGUCAAAAGGCUAAAUGGAACAAAGGUUAUUCACAAAUUAUAAACGUUCGCAUGUGGUAGAAUCUUAGCCUGUCAAGAAAGAAACCUCCGCUUUGCGAAGCCAACAAUUGAACCAGACUCGAUCUUCUUAGAUUUGGUGCUCACUGUUUCAUCUGUUUUGGUGGCAGUUCUUGCUUUUUUUUGCUUCUUACUUCCGCUUCUAAUGGUUGACAACUAUUUUCUACGAGAGUAUAAACAAUAGAUAUGACAUGCCUGUCCCAAGCAUGUUAACCCUUUAAACCCUAACAUCAAAAUGCAAAUUCUCAUUUGUUAUCCCUAUACGUUUUCAAUAGAAGUAGUGGGGAGAAUUUGUUGAAGUAUCAAUUAGAUUAAUUUUGUGUGAUCAUGUCCUCAAUUCUCAUGACCACCCUGUUUUAUAAAGCAUUGAUAUUACAAGGAGAAACUUCAUGCUGAUCACUCUUAGGGCUUAAAGGGUUAAGGCAUGGCCUGAGGCUAAUUUGCACAAAAUCUUAUACUGAUCAUAACUUUGUGAAAAUUUAUCAGAACCUUCCAAAAUUUGGCAGCCUCGUUGCAGCCUCGGAAAAAUCGGUAACCUUGAUUUUCCUGUGACGUGAGAAAUCAGAUAUCUAUGUCACGUGACUAUUUAUGGUCGACUCCAGGAAAGAAAAGAAACCGAAAAUGGGGUGGCGAGAUGCCACACAGUAUAUAUUAAAUACAGUAUUUUUUGCUAUUGUAUCAUCAUUUCUCGCUUGAAUCUGGCCGGAAUGGUUGACUCACGUUUUUAUUUAAUAAUUAGUCAAGCAAAAUAGGUCACGUGACACUUUUCACCUGUUAAUAUCUUUUCAGAAAUUAAAAAUUCUCUCCAUUUCGGCCACAGAAAAAAAUUCGUACUAACGGUAAAACAAACAUUUACACAUGGUUCAAACUUAGUUGUGAUCAACCAUUCCUUAGCCCAUUUUAAAUUUCUUUUUGAAUAUCAUUAUGACGUCACGUUUCACGUGACUACAUUACUUCAACCCUAAUUAAUUCAACGCCUUGAAAGAAAGUUUCGCGAAAGUUUUUUGCAACUUUUAGAAUUAAAAUGCAUGGCCGUAGAAGAAAAACAGCUUAUCUUAGCGGAGGGUCGAGACCAAAAAUUGAGCCAUGCCUUAAUAACAUGAUUGAGGUCUCUCAGUCGUGCGUCAAGGGUAACAUUUCGAUCGACAACUAGUUUUAUUUUAAUAACUGUCUAGUACACACUUAUAAAUAAAGAAAUGCAGACGCUAGAAUGUUCAAAAUCUUGUCAUGAAACAAUUCAAAGAUUUGUUAAUUUAUUUAAUUCGGGAUUAUUGUUUCUUUAAUCUUUUCUUUUGUUUUCUUUUUGUGAUACAUUCUGCUUUGAAAAAUCACUUUAUACUUUCUUUACAUCAGAGCACAAGUGGCGUUGUUUUUGCUGUUAUGGGUCGCGGGCCUGGGCAGGGGCAAUGUUUCUCGCUAUCCAAAGAUUCUUUCCCCAAGGAAGGUAAGGAAUACUGUUAGUUGCUUCUGUUAUCAUCGUGUUCCUUAUGAUAUUAUUUAAAAAUUCCCAGUGACUGGAAUCUACUCCAAGAAGUACUUUGAUUUUCAUUUAUAAAGGCGGUGCGUAGUUGAAUUUUUCCACAUUUAACAGUAGUGUCAGAAGGUAUUAUACUUCCGUUGCAUUAACCUAGUAUCUGUAGAUUUCGUUUAUGUUAUACAAUGUAUAGAAAAACUUAUCACGUGAUUUACGAACGCUGUCACUUUCUUCGGUCCUGUUUACAAGAAGGGAGGGUAGCCCUGGUGCUAAGGUUACCCAAGCAAGAGGGUUACCCUUGCUAUCUAGCACUCGGCGCAUUUUUCCUUCUCUACACGACGUGUUUACAAGGCAGGUAGUGUUACCCUAACAAGAGGGUACCCUACCUGCCUUGUAAACGCCCCGCUAAAGACAACUCGCCUACCCGGGACAACUUUGCUCCGUCACAAGUGACCCGUAAUCUUGACAAUUUGAACGGAAUUAUCCAUUUUCUGAACAAUAUAAGGUAUUUUCUGAAUACGAUGACAAUAUUUUCCCGUUUUUUCGUGAAUUUAGCGUGAAUUCAUAGAGAAAUUCAAGUUUCAUUUCAUAUCUUGGACUUUACAAAGAAUGUCACGCAUGACGACGAACAGGUCAGUAAACCUGGUAAAGUUGACCCAGAUGAUAGGGUAACCCUACCUUUGAAAUUUGCUUAUAAACCCGGCUAUCUUUGACCCGCUUGCGAGGGUAACCCUAGCACAAGGGUAACCCUCUAUCCUUGUGAAUAAGCCAUUAUCAUGAAAAACUGCUAGUUUGAGUGUCAUUGAAAAUCAAGUUCAUUAAGUCACUUAGAGAAAGCGGGUUACAAUGUCAAAGAGUUGUCCAAUAUCUUAACACGAAGCAUGCUUGCUCCUCCCCAAAUCAGUUUUGCUUCAGUCUCUAGACAAAUUACUAUAAACCUAUCUCUUGUUGUUGUUAUUGUUGUUUUUUUUACAUUUUUAAAUUUCCCUACGUAUACAAUGUCAAGCUAUUUAAAACAGCUUUUCAGUAAUGUCGUCUUUAUUUACUUUUUGUAGCAAAUCUACAAACUGUGAAGAGUGUGGGGAUUAUGUACGACACAUUUUUUCAUUGGUACCAGGGUCUAUAGCUGUUAUCGGUAUCUUGGCCCUUCUGUUGUUCCAAGCACCGCAAACUCAAUGCACGCGAACUGGUGAGUCAGCCAUUGCUAGAUCUAUUUUGCUGAUUAGUUAA
Molecule: messenger RNA, 9585 nt
Organism: Porites evermanni
Lineage: Eukaryota; Metazoa; Cnidaria; Anthozoa; Scleractinia; Poritidae
Source: the annotation of a GenBank genome assembly